GCUGUUUUCGUGGGACGCGCACGAGAGGAAAAUAAUUGUUUGCGGCUUUUUUCGUUGUGAAAAUCGCGAAAAUGGUGACAAAAGCAAGUCAAGCACUGAAUAUAGAGAUUAAUUUCGAAGAGGAGGAUGUUCCGUAUGAAGAGGAAAUCCUGCGGAACGCGUACUCCGUAAAACAUUGGCUUCGCUACAUAGACCACAAAGCCAAGGCCCCCGAUAAUGGUGUGAAUUUGGUCUAUGAGCGUGCUCUAAAAGAACUCCCCGGUAGCUAUAAGAUUUGGCACAAUUACCUGAGAACCCGCAGGAAGCAGGUGCGCGGCAAGAUACCCACGGACCCCAUGUACGAGGAAGUCAAUAGUGCAUUCGAAAGAGCCCUAGUCUUUAUGCACAAAAUGCCACGUAUCUGGAUGGACUAUGGUUCUUUUAUGACCUCCCAAUGCAAGGUGACCCGCACCCGUCACGUUUUCGACCGCGCUCUAAGGGCUCUGCCCAUCACACAGCACGGCAGGAUUUGGCCACUUUAUCUGCAGUUUGUGCGUCGCUUUGAAAUGCCGGAAACAGCUUUGCGCGUGUACCGCCGCUACUUGAAACUCUUUCCCGAGGACACCGAGGAGUACGUGGACUAUCUGCAGGAGGCGGAGCGCCUAGACGAAGCUGCCCAGCAGCUGGCGCAUAUUGUGGACAACGAGCACUUCGUUUCGAAGCACGGCAAGUCCAAUCAUCAGCUGUGGAACGAGCUGUGCGACCUCAUUUCGAAGAAUCCGCACAAGGUGCACUCUCUAAAUGUGGACGCCAUCAUCCGUGGUGGACUGCGGCGGUAUACGGAUCAAUUGGGCAGCCUGUGGAACUCUCUAGCGGAUUACUAUGUGCGUUCCGGUUUAUUUGAUCGCGCCAGGGACAUCUAUGAGGAGGCCAUCCAAACGGUGACCACUGUGAGAGAUUUCACACAGGUCUUCGAUGAGUACGCCCAGUUCGAGGAACUAUCGCUGAACAAACGCAUGGAGCAGGUGGCUGGCAAUGAUGCAGCCACCGAAGAAGACGAUAUCGACGUGGAUUUGCGCCUGUCGCGCUUCGAAUACCUUAUGGAGCGUCGGCUGCUGCUGUUGAAUAGCGUGCUCCUGCGACAGAAUCCGCACAACGUGCACGAGUGGCACAAGCGGGUGACGCUGUACGAGGACAAGCCCGCCGAGAUCAUUAACACUUACACGGAGGCCGUGCAGACCGUGCAACCGAAGCAGGCGGUUGGUAAGCUUCACACCCUCUGGGUGGAGUUUGCCAAGUUCUACGAAGCCAACGGACAGGUGGAGGAUGCCCGCGUGGUCUUCGAACGCGGCACUGAGGUGGAGUACGUCAAAGUAGAGGAUCUGGCGGCGGUGUGGUGCGAAUGGGCGGAGAUGGAGCUACGUCAGCAGCAGUUCGAGGCAGCUCUCAAGCUGAUGCAACGGGCCACGGCCAUGCCAAAGCGCAAGAUUGCCUAUCACGAUGAUACGGAAACGGUGCAGGCGCGACUCCAUCGCUCCCUGAAAGUGUGGUCCAUGUACGCUGAUCUGGAGGAGUCAUUUGGCACCUUCAAGACCUGCAAGGCGGUCUACGAGCGGAUAAUUGACUUAAAAAUCUGCACUCCGCAGAUCAUUAUCAAUUACGGGAUGUUCCUGGAGGAGCACAACUACUUUGAGGAGGCCUAUCGCGCCUAUGAAAAGGGCAUUUCCCUGUUCAAGUGGCCCAAUGUGUACGACAUCUGGAACUCCUAUCUGACCAAGUUUUUGGAGCGGUACGGCGGCACCAAGCUGGAGCGUGCCAGGGAUCUCUUCGAGCAGUGCCUGGAUCAGUGUCCCCCGGAGCACGCCAAGUACUUUUACCUACUGUACGCUAAGCUGGAGGAGGAACACGGUCUGGCCCGGCAUGCCAUGUCUGUUUACGAUCGCGCCACGUCUGCUGUGAAGGAGGAGGAGAUGUUUGACAUGUACAACAUAUUCGUAAAGAAGGCGGCCGAGAUCUACGGAUUGCCUCGUACUCGGGAGAUCUACGAGAAGGCCAUCGAAUCGCUGCCCGAGCAGAAUAUGCGCCACAUGUGUGUCAAGUUCGCGGAAUUGGAAACAAAGUUGGGAGAGGUGGAUCGAGCUAGGGCCAUUUACGCCCAUUGCUCACAGGUUUGCGACCCACGCAUUACCGCAGACUUUUGGCAAACGUGGAAGGAAUUUGAGGUACGCCACGGCAACGAGGAUACAAUGCGCGAAAUGCUGCGCAUCAAGCGCUCCGUGCAGGCCACUUACAACACGCAGGUGAACAUGAUGGCCGCCCAGUUCCUGAACACGAACAAUGGAGCGGCUGCGGAUGCCGGAGCUGGAGCUGGACCGGAUGCCAUGCGUCUGCUGGAGGAGAAGGCACGCCAGGCGGCCGCCGAGGCCAAACAGAAGCCCACCGAAAAAGCAGCCUCCAAUAUUAUGUUUGUGCGCGGCGAAACCCAGGGAGGUGCCAAGGAUAAGAAGGAUACGGUUGUCAAUCCCGAUGAAAUUGACAUUGGCGACAGCGAUGAUGACGAUGAGGAGGAGGAUGACGAGCAGGAGAACGAGGCAGCGAACGAGAACCACGGGGCCACGGAGGCGGUCACAAAGGCCGACGAUGAAGGUCUCGUUAUGAAGAAACUGCGCUUCGAGCAAAAGGCCAUUCCGGCCAAGGUCUUCGGUAGUCUCAAGCCAUCCAAUCAAGGCGACUCCGAUGAGGAGUGAAUGUUUAUAAUACUUCUUUUUGGGGUAAAUAUAUGUAUGUCAAAAGUUUUACAACA
Messenger RNA from Drosophila elegans, 2782 nucleotides. RefSeq names its product pre-mRNA-splicing factor syf1 homolog (gene fand). Gene Ontology annotation, molecular function: protein binding. Lineage: Eukaryota; Metazoa; Arthropoda; Insecta; Diptera; Drosophilidae. The transcript is spliced from 3 exons. Gene Ontology annotation, biological process: mRNA splicing, via spliceosome; generation of catalytic spliceosome for first transesterification step. The record is from RefSeq and is a predicted model, not a curated record. Bases 72 to 2726 code for a protein of 884 amino acids. Gene Ontology annotation, cellular component: Prp19 complex; U2-type catalytic step 2 spliceosome; post-mRNA release spliceosomal complex.